AUGGCUGCUCUAUCUUCUCUGUCAUUCUCAGCAAUGAACUCACAGAGAAAAUCAACUCUUCCUUCCACUCGUUACCUUGCUUCCAAUUCUGAUAUCUUUGGAAUUCGGACAGAUUCCUUGUAUCAUUGUGUCGGUGUUCGAGCUUCCAAUUCUUCAUCUAAUAUGGUUAUUCAAUGCAUGUCUUCAGUCACAGAUGUUCCCAGUGUUUCUGAGACAAAGUUAAACUUCCUAAAGGCGUAUAAACGACCGAUCCCGAGUAUCUAUAACAAUGUGCUGCAGGAGCUCAUUGUUCAGCAACAUUUAAUGAGAUACAAAACAUCAUACCGUUAUGAUCCGGUAUUUGCUCUUGGUUUUGUCACUAUAUAUGAUAAAUUCAUGGAAGGGUAUUCUAGUGAAGAAGACCGAGACACUAUAUUCAAAGCUUAUAUUAACGCGUUGAAGGAAGAUCCAGAACAAUACAGAAUAGAUGCACAAAAGUUGGAAGAGUGGGCUAGAGCUCAAAAUUCAUCUUCUCUGGUUGAGUUUUCAUCCAAAGAAGGAGAAGUUGAGGGGAUUUUAAAGGAUAUUGCAGAAAGAGCAGGAGGAAAGGGAGAAUUUAGUUAUAGUCGUUUCUUUGCGGUAGGCCUUUUUCGUCUUCUUGAGUUGGCAAAUGCAACAGAACCAACAAUUUUAGAUAAGCUUUGUGCGGCUUUGAACAUUAACAAAAAAAGCGUUGAUCGGGACUUGGAUGUGUAUCGUAUGCUGCUUUCCAAGCUGGUUCAAGCAAAGGAGUUGCUAAGAGAAUAUAUUGACAGGGAGAAAAAGAAAAGUGAAGAAAGGGCUGAACCACAGAAGGCUAACGGGGCCAUUUCAAAAUGUUUGGGGCAACAAUUGUCUGUUCUGUAG
Vicia faba (fava bean) is the source of this 885-nucleotide messenger RNA. Lineage: Eukaryota; Viridiplantae; Streptophyta; Magnoliopsida; Fabales; Fabaceae. The record is from the annotation of a GenBank genome assembly.